AUGGAACAUCCAGCAUAUACAUUGAGUUUUUUGACUGCGGCCGGUGGUCUCAUGGGGUACUACCGUAAGGGCUCCAUUCCAUCUUUAGUAUCCGGACUGGUAUUCGGUAGUGUGUACGGUAUUGCCGGAUACUUGCUGCAUAUGAACAGAGACGGUGGGUUAGAAAUGGCAUUGGGCGCAUCCUCUUUGUUACUUGGUGCAGGGAUUAUCAGAGGUAUGCCUUCCAGGUUCACUAAACCGGUUCCUAUCGUUUUGACAGCCCUGGGUGGGAUGGGCAGUUACUACUACUAUAACAGAUACAAGGAAUUUUACCCUUGA
Saccharomyces kudriavzevii IFO 1802 is the source of this 318-nucleotide messenger RNA. RefSeq names its product Tmh11p (gene TMH11). Gene Ontology annotation, cellular component: membrane. The coding region runs from base 1 to 318 and encodes 105 amino acids. The transcript has a single exon. The record is from RefSeq and is a predicted model, not a curated record. Lineage: Eukaryota; Fungi; Ascomycota; Saccharomycetes; Saccharomycetales; Saccharomycetaceae.